AUGUCAAAUAAUCAACAAUAUGAUACCAAAUGUUUAGUUCAUCCCCACCAAGAUAUUAUUUUAAUAUGCUCAACUUGUCCAAACAACAUUCCUGUAUGUACUGAUUGUAUUACUGGUAUUCACAUUGGUCAUAUAUUUAUAAGUAUUGAAGAUGGUAAUAUAAGAGAUCAUAGACAACAAGAAUUUAAAAAUCAAACAAUACCAAAACUAAACAACUAUUUAGAAAAUAAUAAAUUAAUAUCGGGUGAAUCAAACAGACAUUUUAAACAAAUUCAUGAAAACCAUACAAUUAAUUACCUAUCAGAAUAUAAAGAUACUCAAUUGAUAAUUAAAGAAAAUCUCGACUCAAUCAAAGAUCUAACUUACAAUUAUUUAGAAGUACUUGAUAAUAUUCCUUUUUUAAAAAAAGAUUUAAAAACUCUAGAAUUUUAUAAUUUAGAAUUUUCAAUUUAUGAAGACGGGUGUGAUGUUAGUAAUAUAAAAAUCAGAUACCUUGCUAUUGGAACAGUCAAACAUUUACCCGAAACUAUUCCAACAACAGUUACACAUUUAUUAUUACUAGAUGGCUUUAAUCAACCACUUAAUUUUAUACCACCCACCGUAGAAUGUUUGUAUUUACAUAAUAUCAAGUAUCAGUUAAUACCUGAUUCAAUUCCUGCAACAGUUACAGAAUUAUAUUUACUAGAUGGCUUUAAUCAAUCACUUAAUUUUAUACCACCCACCGUAGAAUCAUUGCAUCUAGAAAACAUCAAGUAUCAACUAAAACCUUAUUCAAUUCCUGCAACAAUUACAGAAUUAUCUUUACUAGAUGGAUUUGAUCAAUCACUUAAUUUUAUACCACCCACCGUAAGUUUUUUGUCUUUGCAUAACAUCAAGUAUCAAUUAAUACCAAGUUCAAUUCCUACUACAGUUACACAUUUAAUUUUACAAGAUGGCUUUAAUCAACCACUUAAUUUUAUACCACCUACAGUAGUAUGUUUGUAUUUACAUAACAUCAAGUAUCAAUUAAUACCUGGUUCAAUUCCUACUACAGUUAUACAUUUAAUUUUACAAGAUGGCUUUAAUCAACCUCUUAGUUUUAUACCACCCACUGUAGUAUGUUUGUAUUUACAUAACAUCAAGUAUCAAUUAAAACCUGGUUCAAUUCCAACAACAAUUAAACAAUUAUAUUUAGAAGAUGGCUUUGAUCAACCACUUAAUUUUAUACAACCCAAGGUAAGAUUUUUGUCUUUAGAUAACAUCAAGUAUCAAUUAAAACCAAGUUCAAUUCCUACUACAGUUACACAUUUAAUGUUACAAGAUGGCUUUAAUCAACCACUUAAUUUUAUACCACCUACAGUAGUAUGUUUGUAUUUAAAUAACAUCAGGUAUCAAUUAUUACCUUUUUCAAUUCCAUCAACAGUUAUACAUUUAAUUUUAGAAGAAAACUUUGAUCAAUCACUUAAAUUUAUACCACCUACCGUAAAAUGUUUGUUUUUAUAUAACAUCAAGUAUCAAUUAAUACCUGGUUCUAUUCCAAAUCAUUUAAAAAGCCUUGGAUUUGAUAAUGGUUUCUCUCAACAUUUAACAAAAGGUAUUAUCCCUGACUCUAUAAAAUUAAUUGUAAUUGGUGAUGUAGUCUAUCCUUUAAAACCAGACUCCAUUUCAAACCCCGACCAAACAAUAUAUAUAACACACAGAUACAAAUAUCCAAAAAUAAAAACGUUCAAGUAUCUAUGUUAA
Messenger RNA from Dictyostelium purpureum, 1722 nucleotides. RefSeq lists its product as uncharacterized. The record is from RefSeq and is a predicted model, not a curated record. The coding region runs from base 1 to 1722 and encodes 573 amino acids. The transcript is spliced from 2 exons. Gene Ontology annotation, molecular function: zinc ion binding. NCBI's taxonomy places the organism in Eukaryota, Evosea, Eumycetozoa, Dictyosteliales, Dictyosteliaceae.